Sclerotinia borealis F-4128 is the source of this 378-nucleotide messenger RNA. Lineage: Eukaryota; Fungi; Ascomycota; Leotiomycetes; Helotiales; Sclerotiniaceae. The record is from the annotation of a GenBank genome assembly.
AUGGUUUUCGGCUGGGGAGAAUCUCAAGAUCAUUACGAGCAAACUCAAAACCAAGACACUGCCAGUCUCGGUCAUGAAGUUCUCGCAGGUGGUGCUGGUUUCGCCGCCAUGAAGAUCUUCGAGGACAGACAACGCAAAGAAGGCAAGACAGUUUCCCACGCAUUCGCUAAGGAGCUCCUCGCCGGUUUCGCCGCUGGUGAAGUCGACAAGUUGGCUGAGACCAAGGGUGAGGACUGGAUCCGUGAGCACCGUGUGAGAGAGGAGUCCAAGAAGCAAGCCGAGCAUCUCUAUGAUCAACAUUACGGUCAAGAUGAUGAAUAUGACCCAAACCAACGUGGUCCCCCAGAGCACUUCAACAGAUACGAAAACCAAUACUAA